AUGCAAGCUCCGCCAUUGACCCUCGAAAAUGUGCUUCUCCAACUAAGAGACUUCCUUGCAGUGUGGAUUUCGCAAAUCAUUUAUUAUAACGAAAUCUACCCCAAGAAUGCAUUUGAGGAGCGUAAAUUUCUAGACUCGAUUGUUCAUCAGUCAAGAGUUCCACCCUUGGCCGAUUAUAUUGAGCGCUUUGCAAACGAAAUGGUCUCGGUUCUAGUGAAGAAGGAAGGUGGCGGUAAGCUACAUGAUGUGGUCGUGAUCAUCUACAGAGAGUCAUCGUUGCAUGUUGUGAGGCGAUACAUCAUGGGAUUGAGUCAAUUCGUUGGGUUGGCUGAUCAGAUUACCACACUAGAUUUUUUGUCGAAGCCGACUGAGGUGCAUCUGGCAAGGAUUAAUAUACCUGGAUUUGAUUGGAACGAGAUUUAUUCAUCGUUGAGAAGUUUGAUAUUCUUUCAUACAGAGGAACUUAAACGUACGUAUGAACGUUCAGACCUGGAUUUAUUUUUCAAGCUCCUUCUCAACACCGACAACGCUGUUGACUUAUCUGGAGACGAAGGCCAAUGGGUGAAGUUGAUGUCUGAAGAAGACACCAGAAGAACAAAGUUUGUAAGCGUGGGUGAAGUUUCAUCCGGAUUCUUGUGUUUUGACCUUCACAAUGAGUACAUACUUUGA
Messenger RNA from Australozyma saopauloensis, 669 nucleotides. RefSeq lists its product as uncharacterized. Lineage: Eukaryota; Fungi; Ascomycota; Pichiomycetes; Serinales; Metschnikowiaceae. The record is from RefSeq and is a predicted model, not a curated record. Gene Ontology annotation, cellular component: zeta DNA polymerase complex. The coding region runs from base 1 to 669 and encodes 222 amino acids. The transcript has a single exon.